AUGUCGUUUGCAACUAGAAAUACUUGCAUAUGCAGCAGCUGUUUUAAAAGACAGCACGAAAUUAUUGUUAACGACCAACGGCAUGCUAAGAGCGGGAAGAGGUGUGUCAUUAAGCCAUGGACACCUUCCUCAGCCAAAGAAAUUGAGAAAAAUGUUUGGAAAUUGUAUCAAGAAAAGUUGAAACUUCAAGUUACCCGUGGAUGCCAGCGAUUAGGUAAACAAUCAAUCGACUACAUUGAGGUUGUCCGCAAAAUUUGUCCUUCAGAGAUAUUUGUGGAAAAACCAACCAGUGCUAACAGCCGGUCUUUGAUUCUGGAUGUGAACUGCCAGAACUUUUGGGAUUUUGUCUAUGGGCAGUCAUGGAAAGGAAGAGUAAGAGUUUGCGAAGGAGAGCUGAUGUAUAAACUGAGAGAGACACUGAAAAUGCUUGUUAGUCAGGAAAAAAUUACAUAUUUUACUGUAACAAGGAUGUUUACAAACCACGAAUACAUCGUCCCCAAGGUAAAGGUAUCUAGUAUUUGUCUUUGAUAAAUUACCUUAACAUGAUACCUUAAUUGGUGCUGUUGUAUCAACGUCAUUUGUUUAGGGUGACUGAAACCAUGUCAGCUGCACAUAAGGACCUAAAUUUGACGAUAAUUUAUUCCCCUGCAUAUGAUUUUCGAAAAGACAUCAGGCAAUUCCAUGGUGUCCAGGUAGGCACAUCUUGAUGCGAGUGAGCAAGAAGUUUAUCACCCACUUUUAACUAAUAUCACUCUGAUUGCCCAUAGAAAACUGCAUUGCAGUGAUGUUAAUAUCCCUGAUAUAAUUACACUACGUGAAGCUUUUUCUGUCACGGUGUCUUAAAUCAUCUUAUACCUGAAUCUGUUUUCCUACUAAUUUAGUUGUUUCUUUAUGCGUUAUACGUAUAUCAAAUUAGUCCCCAGGGCUUGUAGUACGAGUGGAACAAACUUAUUAUGGAGGCGUACCAAAGAAGACAAAGAAAACAGUUAGAUGGAACUUGGUUCCAGAUAGCACGUUUACACCGCGCCUGAAAUGUGUAUCACCCAUUCUUAAAAAUGCAUGGGACAAGACUGCAACUCCUUUCCUUAAAAGUAAAGCCUCAGAUGUCAAACGUUCCGAUAUGGAAAAUGAGCCCACGUUGCGCCGAUUUUCAACCAACACAAAAGAGCCUGAGAGAAUGUUCAAUUUAAGCGCAACUUUCGCAAAAGGAGACUUUGCGACAAUUUGCCUCCAAGCUACUGAGCAUUUUAUAGUUGUGAGAGAAAUGGUCACUAAUAGUAGAACCAUGAAUUCGUCAACGUCGUUCACGUUCAGAAGAAAGGAGAAUUUAUGUGGCACAAGCAAGAUUGCUAAGACAAUGAAUGAUUUCUACACUUCUGAAACCCUUGCUGAAAAUUUCGCUAAAACACCGGAGUUUAAACCAAGUACUCCUCUGCUGGAGAUGAAAAUUUAA
Molecule: messenger RNA, 1453 nt
Organism: Pocillopora meandrina
Lineage: Eukaryota; Metazoa; Cnidaria; Anthozoa; Scleractinia; Pocilloporidae
Source: the annotation of a GenBank genome assembly